Messenger RNA from Trichomycterus rosablanca, 8921 nucleotides. It is a transcript of the gene ankib1b, whose product is annotated as ankyrin repeat and IBR domain containing 1b. Bases 228 to 3446 code for a protein of 1072 amino acids. The transcript is spliced from 20 exons. Gene Ontology annotation, biological process: positive regulation of proteasomal ubiquitin-dependent protein catabolic process; ubiquitin-dependent protein catabolic process; protein polyubiquitination. The record is from RefSeq and is a predicted model, not a curated record. Gene Ontology annotation, molecular function: zinc ion binding; ubiquitin protein ligase activity; ubiquitin conjugating enzyme binding. Gene Ontology annotation, cellular component: cytoplasm; ubiquitin ligase complex. NCBI's taxonomy places the organism in Eukaryota, Metazoa, Chordata, Actinopteri, Siluriformes, Trichomycteridae.
GUUGUUAAGCUGUUCACGCUGACUUGAGUCCGUUUGUAACAAAGACGAGAAGGAAGGGGAUUUCUGGUUGGAGGGUAGCACAGAUUGAUCAGUGAUUGUAUUCCUGCGUGUUCCAGUUCAGCAGGCCGAGCGGAGCAACAGUUAUAUUUCUGAUCACUGGGAGCCACAUGAUGCCGGAUCCACAGCUGAAGUAGCACUGAGCAGAGCGGGCUGCUGUGAGCUGAACGAUGGGGAACAUAGCCACCAAGUUUCGCAAGGCGCUGAUCAACGGAGAUGAGGUGCUCGCCUACCAGCUCUAUGAGGGCAACCCUCAGUUUAAAGAGUCUUUGGACCCCAACACCUCAUAUGGGGAGCCUUACCAGCACAACACCCCCCUCCACUACGCUUCUAGACAUGCCAUGACACGGAUACUCAGGUCCUUUCUCUUCAGCAAGGAUGGAAACCCUAACAAGCGCAACGUGCAAAACGAGACGGCGCUGCACGUUCUGUGUAUGGGACCUCACAUCAUGCUGUCAGAGGGGGCGCUACAGCCACGCCUGGUGUAUCAUCACGAGGACGAGCGUCGCCGUGCAGACUGCCUCCAGAUGAUCCUCAAGUGGACCGGCGCUAAGUUGGACCGCGGCGAGUAUGAGACCGCUGAUGUCAAUGCCACCGAAAACAAGAAAAAUACACCGCUGCACUACGCUGCCGCCUCAGGGAUGAAGACGUGUGUGGAGCUGCUGGUGAAACGUGAAGCAGACCUGUUUGCAGAGAACGAGAAUAAGGAGACGCCAUGCGACUGUGCGGAGAGGCAACACCAUAAGGAGCUGGCGCUUAGUCUGGAGUCUCAGAUGGUCUUCUCCACAGACCCCAACGCUGCCGACAUCGAGGCUGAAUAUGCUGCUCUAGAUCGCAGAGAGUUUUACGAGGGCUUGCGGGUCCAGGACCUGAGGAGACUGAAGGACAUGCUGAUAGUGGAGACAGCAGAUAUGCUACAGGCUCCUCUAUUCACAGCAGAAGCUCUUCUCAGGGCGCAUGACUGGGACAGAGAAAAACUUCUAGAGGCGUGGAUGUCCAACGCUGAGGACUGCUGCCAGCGCUCCGGGGUUCAGAUGCCCACUCCGCCGCCCAGAGGCUACAACGCCUGGGAUACACUACCGUCACCCCGAACCCCCCGCACCACUCGCUCCUCCAUCACAUCACCUGAUGAGAUCAGCCUCUCGCCUGGAGAUGAUGACCGCUCCCUGUGUGGCAUUUGUAUGUGUGCUGCUUCCAUGUUUGAAGAGCCCGUUGAUAUUCCUUGUGGACAUGAGUUCUGCAGAGGAUGCUGGGAAAGCUUUUUGAAUAUGAAGAUCCAGGAGGGAGAGGCCCAUAACAUCUUCUGCCCGGCUUAUGACUGCUUCCAGCUGGUUCCUGUGGAGGUUAUAGAAAGUGUUGUGUCCAGGGAGAUGGAUAAGCGCUACUUGCAGUUUGACAUUAAGGCAUUUGUGGAGAAUAACCCCGCCAUACGGUGGUGCCCGCGGGCAGGCUGUGAGAGGGCGGUGCGUUUAGCGAGGCAGGGGCCUGGUGCCAGCGCCUCCGACCCGCUUAGCUUCCCUUUGCUUCAGGCUCCGGCGGUGGAUUGUGGCAAGGGGCAUCUCUUCUGCUGGGAGUGCCAAGGAGAGGCUCAUGAACCCUGCGACUGCCAAACAUGGAAACUGUGGCUGCAAAAGGUCAAUGACAUGAGGCCAGAAGAAUUGGCAGGUGUUAGUGAAGCAUAUGAAGAUGCUGCCAACUGCCUGUGGUUACUCACCAACUCCAAACCCUGUGCCAACUGCAAGUCUCCCAUUCAGAAGAAUGAGGGAUGUAACCACAUGCAGUGUGCCAAGUGCAAAUAUGAUUUCUGCUGGAUCUGCCUGGAGGAGUGGAAGAAGCACAGCUCCUCUACAGGUGGAUAUUACCGGUGCACUCGUUACGAGGUCAUUCAGCAGGUGGAGGAGCAAUCUAAAGAAAUGACUGUGGAGGCUGAGAAAAAGCACAAGAGCUACCAGGAACUUGAUCGUUUUAUGCACUACUACACCCGCUUCAAGAAUCAUGAGCACAGCUACCAGCUGGAAGAUCGUCUUCUCAAAACAGCCAAAGACAAGAUGGAGCAGUUGAGCAAAGUCCUGAGUGGAAGAGAAGGAGGUGCUCCAGACACCACUUUCAUCGAAGAUGCAGUGCACGAGCUUCUCAAGACACGUCGUAUCCUCAAGUGCUCUUACCCAUACGGUUUCUUUCUGGAGCCCAAAAGUACAAAGAAAGAAAUCUUUGAACUUAUGCAGACUGAUCUGGAGAUGGUGACGGAGGACCUCGCCCAGAAAGUAAACAGGCCCUACCUCCGUACCCCUCGCCAUAAGAUCAUCCGUGCUGCCUGCCUGGUUCAGCAGAAGAGGCAGGAGUUCCUGGCUUCUGUGGCACGCGGAGUGGCCCCCAACGACUCACCGGAAGCCCCCCGACGCAGUUUUGCAGGGGGCACGUGGGACUGGGAGUACUUGGGGUUCGCAUCUCCGGAGGAGUAUGCCGAGUUCCAGUACAGGCGCAGACACAGACAGCGCAGGCGUGGAGACCUUUCCAGCCUGCGCAGCAACACCCCGGACUCGGAUGAGCCCAACCUCAGCACUUUAGAUUCAGACCAAGUAGGUUGUAGUCAGCGACAAGGUCUACCUAUGCCCCAUAGCUCUUUGGAUGAAGAUGAUCCUAACAUCCUGUUGGCCAUCCAGCUCUCUCUGCAGGAGUCCGGCCUAGCCGUGGGCGAAGGAGGGACUAUAGACACUCAGGAGCUUCUGGCUCACGAGGCAUCUCUAGGGGCUAUCGGCAGUUCUCUGCCCUCCAGGCUGGACCCACUGCUGCAUGGCGUGGACGUACCCCGCGCCGCAUUAAGCAGUUCUGAGCUCCUGGAGCUUGAAGACAGUCUGAAGAAGCUGGGAAACAUGAGCGGCCAGAACGUCCCCCAGCGCUUCAACAAUCUUGGGAAUCCAAGUCGGGAGUCCACAGGAAGCCCUUUCCCACCUUCCUUGGGACACACAAACUCUGCCGACUUGGACUCUGCUGAUAACGCCAAUCUUCUGGGGAACAUCAUGGCUUGGUUUCAUGACAUGAACCCUCAGAACAUCAGUCUGGUUCCCUCUGCCACUUCUCUCGAGCCGGAGUUCGGCUCUCAGCUCAGCUCCGAGCCACAGAUAGAAAAGCCCUUCCAGCAGUGGACAGCAGAGGGCGAGCUCGAGGCCUGUGAGUACAGCAACGCAGACCAGCGAGAGCCUGUCAGACCCACUCAGUUGGACCUGGUGAGCGUGGAGGUGCCAUGCGCAACCAGUCUUGUGCCCUCCACUGGUGAAACCUUAAGCUCUUCUCAGCCCUGCCACUCUGACUCCACAAAAUGCGCCUCUGAUCCCGAACAGCCGAGCAGCAGCUCCUCCGAAUGGGAAGGUCAAGUGCACCUUGUAUGAAAUUGAUCUGUUAGCCCCACAAUGAGUGAGCAAAUCAUUUAUGAUGAGUUUAGGGGGACAAACGUAUUUUAAGAACACUGAAAUCGUCUCGAAACAAAACUUCCUGUCUGGUGUGUAUUGCUGCAGGCCUGUGUGUUUGUGCUUUGAGGGCAUGAUGUGUCAUUUCAUAAUUAGAAAUACUUUUUAAGAGGCAAACGAGUACAAAAAGAACGCAGUCGGAAUCAGAAUUCACCGAUCGGAGCCGUCUAUCACAAGGACUGAUUACUGUAAUAAGCUUCAGGAUAGAAUUGUCGGAGCUCUUUCACAGAAAAGGUCUACUGUAUGAAACAGGACUGGUUCAGCUGGGGAGCCCAGCUGGUCUAAAUGUCUUACACAGUCUGAGCAGGUACGUUUGUGAAAAAGCAAACCAACAAACAAAAAAAAUCUGCUUUGUCUUGGUGAUGGGUGUUACUGUAGUGCCACAAACACUAGCCAGCACUCACCGAGUUCACACAGCUAGUGGACGGUGUGCUGAUUGUGCCUGCUGCUGAGGGCUGAUAAGCCCCCCUCUAUAAACACAAUCCUUCCUUUAAACCCGGUGUGUAGUAUCGGAGAAAUGAACCCUAGCAGCACUUUUUUGAAAUAAAAGUGCAGCUGUGUCAGUUUUUUUCCCCAUUUGGUCAAACCUAAUCACUGUAAUAUACCACUGGUAUUGUCGAAUGGAGAGUAAUACAGUAUCAGUUUUAUUUCUAACCUGCAGUCACGCUGCAGCGAGCCUUCGGAACGGUUACUCUACGCAACUUAUUACAGUGCCUUUUCUGUGAAUCUUAUUUAUUGCCGCAUCUCUCGAGUGCUCAACGUACAUGGCGUCACUGUCAUUUCUAAUGCCAGUGAAAGCAACAGUCUCCAGAUUGACAUUUUAUGGACAAUUUUAGACUUUCUUGCUCACCGUUUAGUUCGUCCCUGGUUCAUCUUUAAAAAAAAAAACAAAAAAAAACAAAGCAGUUAUUAACACAGGCUCAUCAGGGGAAUCCUGCUUUUGGGCUUUUCCCCCUGUAUCUUUUAUUCCAUACUGACGUUAACAGCGCUACAAUAAGUUGAGUGUUUGAGAUGAUGUGUGUACAGUAUGUGAUGCCAUUGUGCUUCAGCCACUAUAAAGAAAAAAUGCCAGACCUAAUAUAUUCCAAGAAAAAAAAAUAGAUUUUCUAUUUAUUUAAAAUUGAAUGUCUUUCAUAAAAAAAAUGAAUUAAUAGAUAAUGUAAAAAAAGAAAAGAAUGAAAGCCACUGUUUUUGUCCACGUGUCAAGAACAUGUCCUUUUACAGUGCCACUUUAAAACAUGCGCUUUAAACUAAUUAAUUAUAACUACUGAGAAGUGUUGUUAGCCUUUUCAAAAAUAGAUUUUUGAUAUACAUUUCUAUAAAUGCCCCGGACAAUAGAAUAAACUGCCGGUUUUUAGGCCUGAUUGGCAGUGUUGGUUUGAAUCGUUUCAGCAGGAAAAAGUCAUUAGGUUGAAAGUUGCAGUACGUAACACUUUUUAAACACUUAAGUAGUGUUUAAGUAAUAUUUAUUAAUAAAAAAAACAAAAAACACGUUUUAAUACGUUUAAAAAAAUGAACUGAACUGCUGCAAGACCUUAUAAAUCAUGGUAAUACUAAAAUGCAAUAUUCUCCUUAAAAAUAAUCGUGUCCUUGUGAAAAUGAAAAACUAUGCAUAUGAAAUGAGCCAGACUGGUCAACAGAUCAUGCAUUCAUUUUGGGAACCUCUAUGCAUUUGUUUGUUUGGAUUUUAACGUCAUGUUUUACACUUUGGUUACAUUCAUGACACAAACGGUAGUUACUCAUUACACAAGAUUCAUCAGUUCACAAGGUUAUAUCAAACACAGUCAUGGACAAUUUAGUGACUCCAAUUGACCUCACUUGCACGUCUUUGGACUGUGGGAGGAAACCGGAGCACCCGGAGGAAACCCACACAGACACGGGGAGAACAUGCAAACUCCACACAGAAAGGACCCAGACCUCCCCACCUGGGGAUCGAACCCAGGACAUUCUUGCUGUGAGGUGACAGUGCUACCCACUGAGCUACCGUGCCGCCCCUCUAUGCAUUCACUUCUGUAUACUGAUACAUGUGUGGUAGAUUGUUCUGCUAAACUGACAUCCAGUUCUGAUUAAAAAGACAUUCAUAUUAAGGAUCUGCUUAUUAUCAUAGUUAAAAAAAAAAAAAAAAAAAACAUUUACAGGAAACCAUUAAAAGCUGUAACUUUCAUUCCAGAUCAUCAGAUGGUGGCAUGUGGGCCAGAUCUGGUCCUGAGCAAUUUAUUCGGAUCUACAUUUAUAAACGAUAUUAAAAGACCUUACAAGGGGUUAAAAUAUUAAAUGAUGAUUCACAAUCACAAUCUAUCGAAAUAAAUAAAACGUGCCCACAAUGUUAUAGGGAACAGUCGUGUUUGGCUAGUUUUAAUAGCAUAAUGUGCAGUUCCAGAGCUUUGAGAAUAUCUAGUUCCUACUUCAAAAUAAUGUAUGAAAAACUGAUAAAGAAAAGUGGACCAAUGAUGUCAUUGUUUCUGCCUCAAGCAGUAGAAAAACCCAACUUGACAUUAUCAACACACUGUGUUUUAAAUAAUUAAACUCUUUCUCUGCAUUGACAUCACUGAUCCAGUUUUCUUUGUGUUUUUAUUCUUUACAUAAUGCAUUUUUAAAUCAAAUAUCUAAAAUGAUCCAAGGUACGAGGUAAAGCAGUCGUUAUUAGCAGUUAUUGCUACUAGGUGUUUCUCGUGCAAAAAACAUAUAAAUAGAAAGUAGGGAUGUAACAAUGCACCACAAGGCAGUUAAUAACAGAUUCAAAAAUUCCACGAUUCAAAUCGAUUCCACAUGUAAAAUGAAUCGAUAUUCACUUUAAACAGCAGAGGGCGCUGGCGCUAUACACCUCGCCUGGCUGACGGCACUGGCGCUAUACUCCUGGUUGCCAGAUUCGAGGGUUUUCUGCCUAAUUGGGCUUAAUUCAAAAUUGUUUUGCAUAGUUUGUACCUACCUAAGAAAUAAAAGGGUAUUUAUUAUUUAGAUCAAUAAAAGAUAAUCACAAUGCAGUAUUUUAUUUUAUUUUUUUAGAAGAAAUAAUAAAAGGAAACUUUGUCAUAAUUUGUCUUCAGUUUCAGUUUAAAAAAUCAGGAAAAAUCAUAUCGUGAACCCAGUAUCGUGAAUCGCAUUGUGGGUAGAGUGUGUUGUUACAUUUCUAAUAGAUCGACGUACAAAACCUGUAUACAAUUAUUAUCCAAUGAUUAAAAAAGUAUUUUUGGUCUUAAAGUCUGAAAUCAAAUCAAAUAAGAAGAAUAACACACAAAAAACAAAGGGUUUAAUCUUGGUCUUAACUAACCAUAAAACAUUUUUCCAUGUGGUAUCAGAAUCAUCCAAGUUGGCAUUGUUUUAAAAAGCUUCUUUUUUGCCAGCCUGUCGUACCAGCCAGCGUUGUUUAAAGCUUGUGAGAUUGUUUUCACAUGAACAAACCUACAGACCAUAAAAGGUUUGUAAGUUCUAAAAAGCAGCCUUUGGCCUCUUUGGUGGAAUAGCCUGAUUUAGACGAGGUGUCUGUGGAGUCGUACACUGUUCAUGUGUUAAUGUUGCUGUGAAUGUUACUCACAGGGAUAGUUAAAAUCCUUAAAUAAACAGGUUAAAGGUGGUAAAUUAUCUUUAAGUUCUCUUGAUGCAUGCUCAAUAAUCCAGGUACACAAAUCCACAAAGUUGAAUCAGUUCAUCUGGAAACAAGUUUGUUGUAGAGAUACGUUUCGUCACUCAUCCAAGUGACUUCUUCAGUCUGAGCUGGUGGUGAAUACCCCAACCUUAUAUGCAGCUGAUUUGCAUAGCGACCGAUCACCGCCCAUUGCAUAACAAUAGAACCAGUGAUCAGGUCCAUAUGCAAAUCACAAUGACCAUUAAUUACAAUGGCCAUGUGCACCUUUCACACAUGAUUGGGGAAUAGCUCCUAUUACGGCGUUGUAAGAUGGUGAGAGAUCUUUAAGUUGCCUCAAAACUUACAAAAUGAGAAACAAAACAUGGUUUGUGUGUAGUAGUUAUCUGAGCAUUUUAAUUCCCAUAUAAGUAAUGAAACAGUGGCUAUAGGAAUGAGCACUUAUGAAUGAGGCCCAAUAAUUUGUGUGGAUUUGUUUGCAGCACUUCUUAUGUUAAAUGUUUUUUUAAAUAACAAAACUACUAAUAACUACUAACUAAUACUGUUACUGUAUCCAUAUAGGACUGUGUUUAGAAAAUGGUACGUACUGCAGCUUUAAGAAAAUCCCAAAAUUGUAAAACUGUAUAUUAAUGCUGCUAAUUGCAUUAAUUGUUCAUGAAAAAAUCCAGUAUUGCGGUGAUGUUCAAUUCCACCCUGUAGAAACGAGCCUGUCGUGUAGUAACAGUAGAAUUACUAAAGUACUGUACUUCACAUGUGACGCUGUCUCAUGUUGUGUGUGUGUGUGUGUACUCAUGGUGUGAAAUGCUAUGAGGUUAUUAUUAUUAUUAUUAUUAUUUUUAAUGAUUUUUUUUCUAGAGCUAAAUAGAAUUGACCUGCAGUGUUUCAUCAGUAAUCAGUAAUGUAUGUUGCCAAAGUGAAAGUGAUGGUGGAGCUAACAUAGUAAAGCACUUGCUAGGUUCUUUCCAUCUUUUAGAUGUGAAGUGACGUGUCCUGUAUGUGACAGUAUGCUGUGCAUUAAAUCACGAGACAUCAUUUCUAUUUUCUUGAGAUGCUACGGCUUGUUGUGUUAAGGCGAGUUAUUGUUUGGAGGAGAAAAAAAGCAAGCACAUUUUGUAACCCAUUAAAAAAAGUUUAUAUUGCUAAGUGACUAAUCUUUAACAUGUUAUUUGCACUUUCAUAGUCUAUACUUGAUACAUUCCCAAUUUAUAUGGAAAAAAAUACAAAUGGUUGAUGUUUGGCCAAUAAAAUUGACUGAACUGAGAAUAAACCCCAAAGUUAUUUCAUCCCAACACUCCCCACCCAAAGCAAAACGGACUUGCUGUUUAAAAAUUGCCAGUAAAACUUGGCUCGAGCAAUGCGAGACGUGCAGCUUCACAGCUGCUGAUCCCAGUUUUACUCCGUGAACUCAAUAAUUUUGUCAUCUUCAUCUUUAGCAAAUGAUUAAGGCCUUCUCAAACAGGGCCAAGUGUUUGUGUUAAAACCCCCCCCAAAAAAGAUGCAUCCCGGCCGUGGCUGGUGCACACGGACCAGAGUGUUCGAGUCUUUGGAAGUUUUAAGUAGUAUAAAAUGUGUAAGUAUACAAUUACAAAUGAAAGUAUUAAUAUUAAUCUGUAAUGUGAGAUGGGUUUGCAUUAAACGGUCUAAUUUUGAGUUCACGCAGACUUUUAAUUAAAUAAAAUAAUAUUUUAUGAUUGCUUUUGUUAUUGUAUAACUGUUACUCUGAGUAAGUUAAAACAUACAACACGUUAUUUUGAUAUUUGGUUACAGAAGUUGAGUUAAGCUACACUAUCAGUUAAUAAAAUGUUUUAAUGCAC